UGCAGAGAAAUGUGGAGAUGUUGGAUGUCACUAUGGGAGAGAAAGAGGGCUGUGUGGGUUCUGGAGUGGUUUAUGUUAAUCCACCUUCUCGUCUCCACACCCACCCCCUUCUCCCCUGAGAGAUGAGGACCACAGCAUGCCCCAGUGCCUCUCAGAUACAGGUCGUAGACCCACUAAGGCGCUAGGGGCUAUCUGAGCCUGGCACUGGCUGGCAGGGACUGCGAUCUACCUUUUAAAAAGAAUAUAAAGUUGGAGACAACAGCGAGGGACUGGCAGGUGACAGUUGGGAUCACUCUUACUACUCGGCACUAUGCGGAUGCUGGCUGAGACUUAACUUAUUCAGAUUGAACAAACUCAGAGGUUUGAUCCAGUCAACAACGAAGAGAUCCUAAAGCAGCAGGAAAAUGACUGGACAGGUGGCAGUGGAGAGCUCAGACCUUUCAGUGCACAGGCUCUCAGUGAAGACGUCCAUGGAAGAGGAGUCUGAGAGAGCUGACAGCACCAUGAGCUGUGUGCACUCUGUGUGUGACGACACUUGCUCUGAGCUGCAGAGGGUGGGCACCAUCGAGGCCCAGGGCCUGAACCCUGACAGAUCCUUCCGUGGAAGGGGAGCCAUGUCACGCCUGGUGAGCAUGGUGAUCACUCUGAGGGAAUGGGCCCACAAGAGCUUGCUAGAGGAGGAGGAACAGCGUCCCGACUCAUUCCUGGAGAGGUUCCGCGGGCCUGAGCUGCAGGUCGCACCCAGUCGCAUCAGCAACAGCCAACCCGACGGCAGCAGCACCAAAAUCAACCGACCCAAAAAGAAGUCUGAUGUGUUCAUCCUGGCACCUGCAGAUGACAUGUAUUACCGGUGGCUCUUCGUAAUUGCGACGGCUGUACUAUAUAAUUGGUGCUUCCUAGUGGUCAGGGCCUGCUUUGAUGAGCUACAGACAGACGGCUUCAUCCUGUGGCUGGUGCUGGACUACCUCUCUGACGCAGUCUACAUCCUAGACUCCUGUGUUCGGCUGCGCACUGGGUUCCUGGAGCAAGGCUUGCUAGUGAAGGACUUGCUGAAAUUACGGGACAACUACAUCCACACAACCCAGUUCAAACUGGACACCCUCUCCAUUCUUCCCACGGACCUAGCUUACAUCAUCCUGGGCAUACACAAGCCACAGCUGCGAUUCAACCGACUGCUUCGAUUCUCCCGUCUGUUUGAAUUCUUUGACCGCACUGAGACACGCACCAGCUACCCCAAUAUAUUCCGCAUCUGCAACCUAGUGCUCUACAUCCUGGUUAUCAUACACUGGAAUGCCUGCAUCUACUUUGCCAUCUCCAAGUCGCUGGGCUUCGGCUCUGAUACCUGGGUGUACCCCAACAUCACCGACCCUGAAUUCAGUUCACUGACUCGUGGAUACAUCUACUGCCUGUACUGGUCCACACUCACCCUAACCACAAUUGGGGAGAUGCCUCCACCUGUCCGGGAUGAGGAGUACCUCUUUGUAGUCUUUGACUUCCUUGUGGGCGUGCUGAUCUUUGCUACCAUCGUGGGAAACGUGGGCGCAAUGAUCUCGAAUAUGAAUGCUACACGGGCCGAGUUUCAGUCUCGCAUCGAUGCCAUCAAGCACUACAUGCAGUUCCGCAAGGUGAGCAAGGACCUAGAGGCGCGCGUCAUCAAGUGGUUCGACUACCUUUGGACCAACAAAAAGACAAUGGAUGAACAGGAGGUGCUGAAGAAUCUGCCCAACAAGCUCCGGGCCGAAAUUGCCAUUAAUGUGCACCUGGAGACGCUGAAGAAGGUGCGCAUCUUCCAGGACUGCGAGGCUGGUCUGUUGGUGGAACUCGUCCUGAAGCUGCGACCACAGGUCUUCAGUCCCGGUGACUAUAUCUGCCGCAAGGGUGACAUCGGCAAAGAGAUGUACAUCAUCAAGGAGGGUCGGCUGGCAGUGGUUGCGGAUGAUGGCAUCACUCAGUUCGCUACACUGACAUCCGGAAGCUGCUUUGGUGAGAUCAGCAUCCUCAACAUCCAGGGCAGCAAGAUGGGUAACCGCAGGACCGCUAACAUCCGUAGCAUCGGUUACUCGGACCUCUUCUGCCUUUCCAAGGAUGACCUUAUGGAGGCAGUAAUGGAAUACCCAGAUGCCAAGAAGGCACUGGAGGAACGGGGCCGGGAGAUCCUGCUGAAAGAAGGCUUGCUCGAUGAGAACAUGGGGGCAGGGCUGGGCGGGGAGGAGAUGGAGGAAAAGGUCGAGCGGCUAGAGGCCUCGCUGGACACCCUCCAGACCCGGUUUGCCAGGAUGCUCGGCGAGUACACGGCCACACAGCAGAAGCUUAAGCAGCGACUCACUCAGCUUGAGUGCCAUAUGCACUGCACUGGCAGCGGCCUACUGUCUGACGCUGAUGGCAACGAGAGCAGCUGUGAUGCAGACGGUACAUGCAGCGAGGCGCACAGCCUGCUGUAAACAUACCGGCUUUCAUCCCUAUAGUAUCCAUCAAUCUUCACAACGCACGGUGCAGGGGACACCCUGAAUGUGACACCUGUCCAAUCCAAAGCACACACAUGCAUAACAGGCAAUAUAGAGCCAAACAUUCUCCUUAAACACAAACCUUUGGAUUUUGGAAAAAAAACUGGAACAUCUGGAGGAAACCCAUUUUGGGUUACUGAUCUGCAUGUUUUGUACAGAGACAGUGAUGACACAGUCUUUCUGUCCUACAUCCGGCAAAACCACACGCAGCUUUGCCCUAAAAUUUCUGUAGUGGGUCCGAAAAUGUCAGAAACUUCAGUUUCAUUGAUUAUACUGUACAGUACAUAAUCAGGAGCCUGUCUAAGAUGGACAAUGUUUUUUUCCCCAUGUUUCCCUAUCUGGAUUUUUUUUCCAGGAAGAACAAUAAAAUGUUCCAUUUACAAUAUAAAUGGA
Messenger RNA from Brienomyrus brachyistius, 2897 nucleotides. RefSeq names its product cyclic nucleotide gated channel subunit alpha 2a (gene cnga2a). Gene Ontology annotation, cellular component: intracellular cyclic nucleotide activated cation channel complex; plasma membrane. The record is from RefSeq and is a predicted model, not a curated record. The coding region runs from base 405 to 2441 and encodes 678 amino acids. Gene Ontology annotation, molecular function: protein-containing complex binding; intracellularly cAMP-activated cation channel activity; cGMP binding. Gene Ontology annotation, biological process: monoatomic cation transmembrane transport. The transcript has 7 exons. Lineage: Eukaryota; Metazoa; Chordata; Actinopteri; Osteoglossiformes; Mormyridae.